AAGAUCCCAACCUUGUCCAACACGGUUAGUCUUUUUGAUUCCGUCAUCAGAUACUGAACGAGAGCGAAAUGAAGAUUAAAAAUUCUGACAAUACAAUUUCUAUGAUAGACCCUUCUCUGCUGCUGCGGCCAGAGAAGGUUUACGAUGGCAAGCCCUUGGAAGCCUUCCGCGACUACUCCGUGGAUGACAAGGACCCUAUCAAGGAACGCGUCUGCAAGACUUACUACGACAUGCACACUAACAUGACUGUUGACUUCGUUAAAGGCAAAAUGGAUAAAUGGCUAAAAUUUAACCAUUUCAAAUCGACGGUAAAGGAUGCUCUCAUCAAACUGAACGAGCUGGUGGAUGAAUCAGACCCUGACACCGACCUCCCCAACAUCGUACACGCCUUUCAGACUGCUGAGAGGAUCAGACAGGACUACCCUGAUGACGACUGGUUCCAACUUAUUGGACUGAUACAUGAUCUUGGAAAGGUGAUGGCGUUCUAUGGCGAGCCGCAGUGGUGCGUGGUGGGGGACACCUUCCCCGUGGGUUGUCAAUGGGGAAAGAGCAUUGUGUACGGAGAUGACAGCUUCAAAGCCAAUCCAGAUACAUACAACGACGAUUACAAUACUCUGUAUGGAAUGUAUAAGCCAAAAUGUGGUAUCGAAAACUUGAUGAUGUCCUGGGGACACGAUGAGUAUCUGUACCGAGUUCUGAAACACAACAACGCGAAGUUCCCAGAAGAAGGUUUAUGGAUGAUCAGAUAUCAUUCGUUUUACCCGUGGCACGCCGGCGGUGAUUACAAACAAUUCACAACAGAAAGGGACGAAAAAAUUAAAGCAGCCGUUCUUAAGUUUAACCAAUAUGAUUUAUACACGAAGAGCGCAGCCAUACCCGAUAUCGAAGCCUUGUGGCCUUACUACGAGAACCUCAUUGCAAAAUACAUCCCAGGAACGCUUCAGUGGUGAAUUAUAUAAUUAGUGCCAACAAGAACUGACUUUAGAAUUUGAUAUCUAAACUACAAAACUAAAUAUUUAUAUUUUAACUGUGUUUAUAAAAUAAGUAAUUUUAAUAUAU
Messenger RNA from Vanessa atalanta (red admiral), 1059 nucleotides. Its product is annotated as inositol oxygenase-like. The transcript is spliced from 7 exons. Bases 69 to 950 code for a protein of 293 amino acids. Gene Ontology annotation, molecular function: iron ion binding; inositol oxygenase activity. Gene Ontology annotation, biological process: inositol catabolic process. Gene Ontology annotation, cellular component: cytoplasm. The record is from RefSeq and is a predicted model, not a curated record. NCBI's taxonomy places the organism in Eukaryota, Metazoa, Arthropoda, Insecta, Lepidoptera, Nymphalidae.